ACGAAAGAUAAAUGAUUCGGCACAAAUUAUGCUUGAAACGCUCUGGUCUCUAGCUGGGCCACGCUGCCCUUUAAAAGUUGUUACGACAGGCUGAUCUGGCAGAUUAUUCUGACUGGAACAAGCCAGGUGAGAAAACAAAGUGUCAAUCAUGACGCUGUGGGUCACUUCUAAAAUUUAAAGGAAGAGAAGUAGGUACCAUGGCUCACGAGGACGACGAUGACUUGUGGACUGAGCUCUACGGGGAAGCAGCACCAUUGGAGGAGCAGAGAUCAGCUGCAGUCAGACCGGAUGUAGCAUUGCCAGCGCCUGAGAAGCCUCCUCAAGCAGCACUGCCUCCACCCCCACCUGCAGAAACUUUACAUCCACAAGAGCCUAGCGAGAAAGCUGUAGGAGUUCAGGCAGCAGAUGCGGCAUUCUCUGAGGAGGCGGCAACAGAGGGGGGAGCUGGAGCCCAGGGCGGAGAGGAAGAAGACGAUGAUGACUUGGACAUUCAGUUGGAUGGACCAGACACAGCACAGGAGCAGGCUGACAGCGAGGAUGACGAAUUUGAGGUCAUGCUCGAUGCUGACGAAGACAUUGGGGAGCCGGGAGGCAGCGCACAGCAGGCAGCAGAAUCCGCGCACAUGUAUGUGCGGCCAGGCGCGGACACUCCUCAGACUCAGCCCAGCUCGUCAGCAGGCACAGCCACGUUACGAACAGGCAGCACGGGUGCAGCCGCGGGAGGCCUUUCAGCGGAGCCUGCGAGCAUGGUACCAGGCAUGAUGUCAGCCCCAACAUCCUCUGCUAUUGUACCUGCGCCUCCCAGAGCACCUACCGGCCCGCCCCCUGUUUGGCCGCACACUCUGCAGCGCUACGUGCCGCCUCAAGGGCUGGGGGUGGAUGAGCCGGUGCUGCCGUCAAUGGGCAAGCCCGGGCAGCGGAUACGGCUGCCGGGGCAGACGCGCGUGAUGCACGACGAGUACAAGGAGUUCCUGGCCCUGGGCCAUGGCGACAUCUUUGACCUGGACCCAGAUCUGGUGCUGGAUGCACCCUGGCGCCACCCGGGCGCUGACGUGUCGGCCUUCUUCAACUACGACCACAGCAUGCGCACGUGGCGCGAGUACUGCAAGAAGGUGGAGCAGUACCGCCUGCAGUUCACCAUGCAGAAGAAGAUCCAGACUCUGGACGCUUCUGACUCCGCGAUCGACCCCGACCUGCCCCCAGAGCUCCGCGCUGCGCUGGCGGCCGAGCGCCGUGAUCAGCAGCCGGCGCCACCGCCGCGCCGACCUUACUCCGCCCAAGGUGGGGGCCGUGGACCGCGGCCGCCAUUCAGGCAGACAGAGAGCAACGCUGUGGUGCUGGCUGGCGCUAGCACACAGCAGGCCAAUGGCAGGCCUGAUGACCAGGGGAACUCUGGAUCUGGACCCAGGGUCGCCAAUGGCCAGGGGAUCAAGGUCAGGCUGUCCAGCGGCGAAGUCAAGAUCAACUUGAAGAGACCACAGGAGAAUGGGGUGAAAGGGCCACAGCCACCGCCGGGGCCAAAGCCGCCGCCGGGCCGGCCACCGCCGAGACCCCCCAGCGUGCCUCCACCGCGGCCCCCCAGCGGUCCCCCACCUGGGCCUCGGCCGCCCCCCAGACCGCCCCCAGGUGCAGGAUUUGAGGGGCCAGGAAUGAUGGGAGGCAUGGGGGGCAUGCCGAUGGGCUUUGGGCCGAUGGGCCCCAUGGGGCCGAUGGGGAUGAUGGGGGGUCCCAUGGGCAUGGGCAUGGGUGGCUCCAUGAUGGGCAUGGGCAUGCCGGGGGGUCCCAUGAUGGGAGGACCCAUGCUGGGGGGCCCCAUGAUGGGUGGGCCCAUGGGGGGCCAUCCCCCCAUGCCGCCCAUGAUGAUGGGCAUGGGACCUGAUGCCAUGAUGGGCAAUGGGCCGGGCUGGGGGCGCAGCAGGAAGCACAGCCUGGCAGAGCUGGGCAUCACAGAGGAGGAGUUUGAGGAGUACGCGGCCAAGAAGCCGACCGGUGGGGACUCGGACGUGGGCGCUGGCAGCCUGGCCAUGGGCAUGGACGUGGACCCUGCCAGCCAGCAACCCUCCACCAGCAACCGGCGGCCAAAUGGCAGCGGCUUUGCGGAGGCGGGCGGCUACAGAGGGCGGAGGAAUGGCGACAGCGGCUCUGAUGAUGAGCACGGCAGGGACCGGCAUAGAGACCGGAGUUGGAGGUUCAAGUCCCUCAGGUGGAUCAUUGCACAGAAUAAGGAUCGGCGGGUCGUGGCCAAGGACUACCCAAAGCCUGCGUUUGAGACUUCAGGACCUUUCCUAGAGGCUGCAAUCCUCUCAGCAAGGCUAAGAGAAGCUCCCAGACCCGAAAGGCCUCUGCGAAUAGCCAUUGCUGGAGCUGGUCUAGCUGGUCUCAGCACUGCCAAGUACCUGGCGGAUGCUGGCCACAUCCCCAUUCUCCUAGAGGCGAGGGAUGUGCUGGGAGGAAAGGUUGCUGCCUGGAAGGAUGAGGAUGGGGACACAUAUGAGACUGGUCUGCACAUUUUCUUUGGGGCAUACCCCAAUGUCCAGAACCUUUUUGCAGAACUGCAGAUCACUGACAGGUUGCAGUGGAAAGAGCACAGCAUGAUUUUUGCUUCCCGGGACAUCCCAGGCCAAUUCAGCAGAUUUGACUUCCCACCUUGGCUCCCUGCACCCUGGAACGGCAUUCUUGCCAUCUUGAGGAACAAUGACAUGCUGACCUGGCCGGAGAAGAUCCGCUUCGCCAUUGGCCUUUUGCCAGCAAUCAUUUUUGGCCAGAGGUAUGUGGAAGAGCAGGAUGACAAGACGGUCACAGAAUGGAUGGACAAACAGGGUGUGCCGAGGCGGGUCAAUGAUGAGGUGUUCAUUGCCAUGGCAAAGGCUCUUAACUUCAUCAACCCCGAUGAGCUCUCCAUGACAUGCAUAUUAAUCGCCCUCAACCGCUUCCUACAGGAGACACAUGGCAGCAAAAUGGCUUUCCUGGAUGGAGCCCCACCCGAGAGGCUCUGUCAGCCGAUGGUGGACUACUUCCGCGCGAAGGGUGGGGAAUUCCGCUACAACUCGCGGCUGCAGGAGUUUGUGCUGGGCGCAGACGGCCGCGUGGACGGUUUCCAGCUGUCUGACGGAUCCACUGUCAAGGCCGACCUCUACGUCUCCGCCAUGCCUGUGGACCCCCUGAAGCUGCUGCUCCCACAGCCCUGGAAGGAGAUGCCAUACUUCACCAAGAUGUCAGAACUGAAGGGCGUCCCAGUCAUCAACAUCCACAUCUGGUUUGACAGGAAGCUGUCAACAGUGGAUCACCUGCUCUUCAGCCGCUCCGAUCUGCUCUCUGUCUACGCUGACAUGUCCACUUGCUGCAAGGAGUAUGCAGAUGAAGAGAAGAGCAUGCUGGAACUGGUGUUUGCGCCGGCGGACAAGUGGAUUGGGCGCAGCGAUGAGGACAUCAUUGCAGCCACGAUGACAGAGCUGGAGCGCCUAUUCCCCACUGAGAUUGCGGCUGAUGAUAGCAAGGCGCGCAUCCGCAAGUACAAGGUCGUCAAGACCCCCCUCAGCGUGUACAAGACAGUGCCUGGCUGCGAGCUCCUGCGGCCGUCUCAGAGGAGUCCCAUCUCCAACUUCUACAUGGCAGGUGACUUCACAAAGCAGAGGUACCUUGCCAGCAUGGAGGGAGCUGUGUUCUCCGGCAAGUUGGCAGCACAGGCAAUUGUUGAGGACUGGAAUUCCAAGAAGAACCUGCCUCCCCCUGUGGAUGCUGAGACCCCACAGGCUGAGCCUGUCCUGCAGAAGGCUUGA
This is a messenger RNA of Coccomyxa subellipsoidea C-169, 3779 nucleotides long. Its product is annotated as Phytoene desaturase. Gene Ontology annotation, biological process: carotenoid biosynthetic process. The record is from RefSeq and is a predicted model, not a curated record. Gene Ontology annotation, molecular function: phytoene dehydrogenase activity. NCBI's taxonomy places the organism in Eukaryota, Viridiplantae, Chlorophyta, Trebouxiophyceae, Coccomyxaceae. Bases 198 to 3779 code for a protein of 1193 amino acids. The transcript is spliced from 31 exons.